Sardina pilchardus (European sardine) is the source of this 1476-nucleotide messenger RNA. RefSeq names its product transformer-2 protein homolog beta-like. Lineage: Eukaryota; Metazoa; Chordata; Actinopteri; Clupeiformes; Clupeidae. Gene Ontology annotation, cellular component: spliceosomal complex. The transcript is spliced from 7 exons. The record is from RefSeq and is a predicted model, not a curated record. Gene Ontology annotation, molecular function: RNA binding. The coding region runs from base 444 to 974 and encodes 176 amino acids. Gene Ontology annotation, biological process: positive regulation of mRNA splicing, via spliceosome.
CGUGCCGUAGACGAGUCGUAGACGGGCUCUGGUUCUACUUCUUUCAGCGCAUUUUUUCCACAUACACUCGGAGGAGAAGUCGGUCAGUGUUGUAGAAAUGUGCAACCUCGCCACGGUCUAUGUGUUACUGUCAAUGGGCACGGCGGGGUGAGGUUCUCCACGCUAAACUCAAUAGUAAUUGGUAGCCUACAUUUGAAGAGAUAUUUUGAAGUAGGCCUACCCACUAUAGUUGUACAUUUGUGAAAAAAAAGAGCGAUAUCGAAAAGGAAUUAGUUGAGCGGGAGUGCCGGUCUGGCUCAAGGAGUCUGAGCCCAAGGGGCUCAGCCCAAUCUGGCAGCCGCUCACCUGUUCAGUCCAAGGAUGGAUCCCAUCAGUCCCGCCCUAAAGUCCCGGACCCACUCCAGGUCCAAGAGUGCAGGAGCCGGAGCCACAGCCGCUCCCCCAUGUCAAACCGCCGACGCCACAUCGGAAACCGGGCAAAACCAGAUCCCAGCUGCUGUUUGGGCGUCUUCGGGCUGAGCCUGUACACCACGGAGCGGGACUUGAGGGAAGUCUUCUCCAAGUAUGGCCCUCUUGCAAACGUGAGCAUCGUCUAUGACCAACAAUCACGCCGCUCCAGGGGCUUCGCGUUUGUCUACUUCGAAAGUCGUGAGGACGCUAGAGAGGCAAAGGAACGGGCCAAUGGCAUGGAACUGGAUGGGCACCGGAUCAGAGUGGACUAUUCUAUCACAAAGAGACCACACACGCCCACCCCUGGAAUCUACAUGGAUCGGGCCACCUAUGGCGGUGGUUCCAGCACCUCCUGUCGUCGUGACUACUACGACCGUGAUUACGAGCGAGGAUUUGACCGGGGAUAUGACCGCUACGAUGACCGUGACUACUACCGGUCCUACAGGCGAAGGUCCUCAUCGCCGUACUACGGUCGCGGGGCAUACAGGUCCAGGUCCAGGUCUUACUCUCCACGCCACUAUUGAGGGGUCACGGGACAGUGGUCAUAUUGUGCUGAAGACGAGUGCAGCAGGGAAGAGGGAGGGGUUGUUGAUAUUGGGAACAGAGGACCAAAUCAUCUCAACGUCACAGGCAUUGACAGAAGUUUGACAAAUUAUCCUACAGAUGGUAACUGAGCUGGGGUGCGUUUCCCAGAACCAUAGUUGCUAACCUGUUAGCGACUUUGUUGGAUGGCAAUGGGAAAUUGCAUUGCAACCAACAAAGUUGUUCGUUUAGUCAGGAACUAUGGUUUUGGUAAACGCACCCCUGUAUGACAAUAGAUAGAUGUUUCCUUGCUUGACCAAGUCAGUGUAUCGUGGAAAGUUUGUAAUUCCUGAUAUGUUUUGAAUGUACUAACCUCUAUCUCCCUUGUCAUGAGAUUUGUUCUCUCGUUUCAUUGUUUUUUUUUGUUUUUGUAGCGCAGUGCUCUGUAGCCUUGUAGCCAUGUUGUUAUCUUAAAGCAAUAAAAUGCUGUGUAUGGCCACAGUG